AUGGCCCCUAUUUACCGGAAGGCCCUCAUUUUAGGUGCUACGUCAGGCAUAGGCGAGGCCUUCGCUGCCAAACUCAUAUCCCAAGGCACUCAUGUCAUUGUCGUUGGCCGUCGGGAGGACCGGCUAGACGCCUUCGUUCAGACUCACGGUAACAAAAAGGCCAUAUCCCAUGCUUUCGACUUGAGCAAUCUGGCUGCCAUCUCGGAUUUCGCGCGGACUAUUACCAGGGCUCACCCAGACCUGGACUGUGUAGUUGUCAAUGCCGGUAUCCAACGAGCAUUUGACUUCACAGCGCCGGAGUCCGUCGAUCUCUCCCAGCUCGAUCUUGAGGUUACGACGAAUUAUACCUCCGCAGUUCACAUCACUACCGCCUUUCUCCCCCAUCUCAGGACCAAAGACAGGGCACAUCUAAUUUUCGUGUCGGCUACUCUUGGCCUCAUCCCUUCCCUCAUUCGAACGCCGAAUUACUGUGCCUCCAAGGCAGCUUUGCAUGCCUUCAUCAUGGCAGUGCGCCAGCAGCUCGUUGAAGGUGGCCAGGGAAAUGUGAAACUCAUCGAGGUUUUCCCUCCGGCGGUUCAGACUGAGCUGCACGAUACCAAACACCAGCCUGAUUUAGUGGAUGGCGGGGAGAUGGGAAUGCCACUUGAUCAGUAUACUGAAACUAUGUACGAGCGUCUACAAAGCGGUCUCGAUCAGUUUGCGAUUGGGCCAGGAGAAGGGUUGCUGAAGGAAGGGGGUUGGGAGGAUCAGCGUCAGAAACUGUUCCAGGAAGGCAAUGUGACCAUCCAGAAGUCGCUGAGUAGGUUUCUGAAAAAGUAG
Molecule: messenger RNA, 819 nt
Organism: Clonostachys rhizophaga
Lineage: Eukaryota; Fungi; Ascomycota; Sordariomycetes; Hypocreales; Bionectriaceae
Source: the annotation of a GenBank genome assembly